AAUUUCUCAAAAUAGUAGCAACCGUGGCCACUGAAGCUGUAUAUACCCCUAGGGCCUUCGUGUAAGGACUUAGGACCGCUCGUUCCAACAGUCUUCUUGUAUACCUUGAGCUUUCUGUGGCCAAGACCGUUGCAUUUGCACGGACAAUUGCGGCCAUGGAUCACCAAUAUACCUUCGGAACCAAGGUAUCGUCCUCUUAUGGCGGAUUUUGGACGUCUACGCCUAAGGAGCUUGCGAUUACGGCACUGAAUGCCCCAUUGCGCGGUUACUCCGCGACAACCAUCGUCCGAAUUUGUUCUUUACUGACCCCUUUAUUACUGUCGAUAAUUGUUCUCAUCUGCAUCAGACUCUGGACUAAGACACCAUUCAUCAACAGGCCGGAUUACAGUCUUCUUACCACCGCUGACGAUGUUGCAAUAGCCAAGGCCAGGAAAUGGAAAGUGGAGGCCAUCAAAGGAGCCCGCUUUUUGUUUGGCUGGAUGACCACCGUGCUUGUAAGUGUUUUGAUGGUGAUGAGUGCGCUUGGCAUCGGAAAGCGCCUUGCGAUGGGCAAGGACAUCUCGGAGGAGGUGGUGGAGACAGUGUUCUGGGCGUAUCUGCUGCUCCUGCACACUCACCGGUUCUUCCCUACACCGUACCGCCCAACUAUCUUUCACCAUGUGUCGCUGCUUGCACCAGUGCCUCUGGUGAUCACUCUGCACCGUGAUAUCUGGCCGAGACUCUUGGUGCAUCCGUCGGAGCACCAGAUGAAGCAUGUCAGAAACGAGGGCUGGUUCACUUGGGCCAGACUCAUUCUUAUGGUUGCUGUGAACUUCCUUCCGCUCGUCACGCCCCGUGUUUGGCAUCCAGUUGACCCUACCGAUAAGGAAGCUGUGCCUGCUCCGGAGCAGACUUGCACACCGAUCAGCUAUCUCGGAACCUACUAUUGGAUUGACCCGGUAGUUCGUAAGGGCUACAAGCGUGAUCUUGAAGUGGAUGAUCUUCCUCCAUUGCCUGAUUACGAUCGGGCAAAGUUGUGGAGGGAAAAGACGCUGAAGAACAAGAAGAGCUCAACUCUGAUGACGGUUCUGAGUUUGAUGCGCGUUGAUAUCGCAUGGAUGAUGGUGUUCACGGCCUGCACAGCAUGCUGUCAGUUCAUCUCACCGCUCUCUAUGAACCGCCUUUUGGCUUUCCUGGAAGACCCCGAUAAUGCUUGGAUCACACCUUACUUCUUUGUUGUCGGAUUACUUAUUGCGCCUAUUGCUCAAUCCAUAUCUAUGCAAGCAUACGUCUUUACAUCUACUCGCUUGCUGGUCCGAGUGAAGAGUGCUCUUACCCAGGAACUUUAUCAGAAGACUCUGCGAAUUCGCUUCGCCUUUAGCGAAGAGGAGGCCGAAGCGGCCACUACCGAGCAGGGAAAGAGCAAGGUUGGGACAAUCAACAAUCUCAUGUCGAGUGACAUCGAAACUAUCACAAAUACCAGAGACUUCUUCUUGUUGGUCGUUGCAGCGCCUGUUGAGAUUAUCGUUGCUCUUGUUUUCCUAUACCAGCUCAUGGGAUGGAGUGCGUUUGUCGGUUUCGGAAUGUUGAUUGCGACGUUGCCCAUUCCUGGGCUCCUCACAACGAGGCUUGCAAAGAUGCAAAAGGAAGUCAUGGCAGCGACCGAUGCGCGUAUCGGGCUUGUCAGUGAGCUGUUGCAUUCCAUCCGUAUCACCAAGUUCUUUGGCUGGGAACGUGCUAUGAUUGGUAGAGUGACAGAGAAGCGUAUGGCUGAACAGCGAGCCAUCUGGAAACGGACCAUGACGAGCAUCUGGAUCAGUGUCGUCACGGACUUAUUGCCUCUCACGAACAUGUUGAUCACUUUCUUCGUGUACACGAUCGUCAUGAAGAGGACUCUGACCAGCAGUGUUGCCUUCACGGCCUUGAGUUUGUUCGAUAUUCUGAGAAGUCAGUUCUUGUGGAUCUCAUUUAUGACUCGUAUGUUGAUCCAGGCCAAGGUCAGCUUCGAGCGUAUUGACAAAUUCCUCAAUGAUCCGGAUGAGAUCGACGCUGAACAAGCGCAGUUUCUUCUUGCCCAAGCCGCUGAGAAUGAAGUCCCUCAGUUUGUUAACGCAUCUUUUGCGUGGAACUCCAGUACACUGGAGAAGGCCAUUGAGAAGGAGGAGUUCCAGCUACGUACUCUGAACUUCAACUUCAUCAAAGGCGGCCUUAACCUGGUUGUUGGACCCACUGGGUGCGGCAAGAGUUCCUUGCUUCUUGCGCUGCUCGGUGAGAUGCGCUUACUCGAAGGAUCCUUCGACUUGCCCCGUGGCAACGGUGUCGCAUAUGUCGCACAGACUGCGUGGUUGCAGAAUGCUACGAUCAAGGAAAACAUCCUUUUCGGCUCCGAAUACGACGAGGAGCGAUACGAGAAGACGCUCGACGCUUGUGCGUUGCGCCCGGAUCUUGAAAGCUUCGAAGCUGGAGAUCAGACUGAAGUUGGCGAGAAGGGUGUUACUCUUUCUGGAGGACAGAAGCAGCGCUUGAGUUUGGCCCGUGCAGUGUAUUCGAACGCUCAGACAGUCUUACUAGACGAUGUACUUUCUGCACUCGAUAUCCACACUGGCAAGUGCAUUUUUGAGAACUGUAUCAAGGGCGAGUUGCUUCGAGGCAGGACGGUCAUUCUUGUAACGCAUCACGUUACGCUUUGCUCCCCGGCAGCCGAUCAGGUUAUUGUCCUCCGCGAUGGGCAGCAAGUCCAAGUGGAUGAUGCCGCUGCUGUUCUCGAUGAGGAUUUGAUGAACGAGAUUGAAGAGGAAGCGCCAGCACGGAAAGACCAGGAGCCUGAUGUGGACGCUACGCCUGAGAACAUCGAUACUACCAAGCCUGCACAGGCACCUGCAAGCGGCAAAGGAGGAAAGCUGAUCCAGGAGGAGGAGAAGGCUCGUGGACGUAUCUCUCGCGGUCUCAUCAUCAAGUACAUGCAGAACUUUGGGACGAUUUUGUUUGCAGCCGCUCUGAUUGCUGUGGUGCUCAACCAGGUUCUGGUGCUUCUUACGACGUACGAAGUGUCGCACUUGUCUGAUCCUGUACACAUCUAUUUCUACCUCGCGUUGUACGCCGCCAUCGUGGUUGGCUCGACGUUGAUGAAUGGUCUCACUAACGUUAUCUUCUACCGUGGAUCAUGGAGCGCUGCUUUCAAGCUUCACACGGACCUUGUUGAGAGUGUGUUCGGUGCGCCUAUCUCCUGGUUUGAUUCUGUGCCCAUCGGUCGUGUGAUCAACCGUUUUUCGAAGGAUGUUCGUGCUCUUGAUUCGGUUAUCGUCCAGUGGUUGCGCAUGACUGCCGACAAUGUCGUUCGUGUCGUUGUUCGUAUUGCGUCCAUCGCCGCUAUCAUGCCAAUUUUUGCCAUCCCGGCUGCUGCCGUCACUGUGAUUGGUUACUUCAUUGGUGAGAUGUAUAUCAAGGCGCAGGUUGCGGUUAAGCGUAUUGUGUCCAUCACGGAGAGUCCGUUGUUCUCCCACUUUGGCGAUACCAUUCUCGGUGCUAUCACCAUCAGAGCUUUCGGUGCUCAAGAACGAUUCAGUCAGGAAAACAUGCGAAGGAUCGACGCACACACCAGGCCCCUCGAAACCCUUUACAACGUCAAUCGUUGGGUCUGCGUUCGAGCCGAUGCAGUAGGUUCUUUAGUUGCCUUCACUGCUGGGUUCUUGGCUCUCGCUAACGGCAAGGUGUCGCCUGGUCUUGUAGGCUUUUCCCUUGUGAAUGCUGUUGGCUUCAGUGAAACUGUUCUUUUCCUUGUCAGGUGUUCCAAUGAACUCGAGGUUGAGAUGAACUCCUACGAACGUGUCAAAGAAUACAUUGGCAUCAAGCAGGAGCCGAAAUCGACCCAGAAGGGCACACCUCCCGCAUCCUGGCCCAGUGAGGGUGAUGUAGUGGUGAAGGACUUGACAGUCCGUUACAAUCUCGACGGACCCGAUAUCCUCAAGAAGGUGUCUUUUGUCGUCAACCCUCGCGAGAAGGUUGGUAUUGUCGGCAGGACCGGAAGCGGAAAGAGCACGCUCGGUCUCAGUUUGUUGCGCUUUACGGAGAAGAUUGGAGGUAUCAUCCAGAUCAAUGGCGUGGAUAUCGACAAACUCAAUCUUGAUGCGCUUCGUCAAAGAGUGUCUAUCAUCCCUCAGGACCCCGUGCUCUUCUCAGGUACUAUCAGGUCGAACCUUGAUCCAUUUGGCGAGGCGAGUGAUGCAGAGCUCAACCUGGCUCUUCGUGCUUCUGGUAUGCUCGAUUUUGAGGACGAGAGCUAUGCUCCCUCUGGGUCUGCGACUCCGACGGGUACUAUGAAAUCCACGAAAUCAAUGAAGCAGAAGCUCAACCUGGACUCUGCUGUCACCGAGAACGGCAACAACUUCUCUCAAGGACAGAGACAAAUCCUCGCGCUGGCGCGAGCCAUUGUCCGUCGUUCCAAGUUGAUUAUCCUCGACGAGGCGACUGCCUCCGUUGACUUUGCCACGGAUGCGAAGAUCCAGCUCGCCCUCCGCACGGAAUUCAAAGAGUCAACCAUCUUGACCGUCGCGCACAGACUCCGCACCAUUAUGGAUUACGACAAAGUCCUGGUACUCGAAGCUGGUGAGGUAGCAGAGUUCGAUACUCCUGCAAACCUCUUGAAGAAGCAGGGGAUUUUUUAUACGAUGGUGAAGCGUAGCGGGGAAUACACGGAGUUGGCUAAGAUUGCGGAAGGUAAUGGAAAGGGUGAUGAAGGGGGUCAGUGAAGGGUUGUUCCUGCUACUAUUAGGUUUUGACUUGGAUAACAUAGAUUAGCUGUGCUUUUGCCAUGAAGAAUUACUGUCCAUGUUGAUAGCAGUCGUGGGAAUUAUCGUAUUGUCUUUGUGUAAAGAAAGUGGGUGCGAUGCAGAACAAGAGUGGUUGUUUGUCAAAGAACGUCAGUUGGUUGGAGGUCGAAGACGGAGGGAAGAGCGGCUCUCUUAUACCCGAUGAGUUGCCGAGUCAGGGGUGCCAUCAAUUUGAUGACAGCAGCAAUAUGGAUAUUGUGAAAACGCCCCGUGUACUUGUUGAACGUUCGUAUUCGCUUAUAAUAAUGAAACCUUCUCGUUCUCCUAACGUACAAAAUCACCGUUGCAAUCGC
Messenger RNA from Saitoella complicata NRRL Y-17804, 5101 nucleotides. RefSeq lists its product as uncharacterized. Gene Ontology annotation, biological process: transmembrane transport. Gene Ontology annotation, cellular component: fungal-type vacuole; membrane. The transcript is spliced from 2 exons. Gene Ontology annotation, molecular function: ATP binding; ABC-type peptide transporter activity; ATP hydrolysis activity. NCBI's taxonomy places the organism in Eukaryota, Fungi, Ascomycota, Saitoellomycetes, Saitoellales, Saitoellaceae. The record is from RefSeq and is a predicted model, not a curated record. Bases 156 to 4727 code for a protein of 1523 amino acids.